Scophthalmus maximus (turbot) is the source of this 1008-nucleotide messenger RNA. RefSeq names its product mucin-4-like. The record is from RefSeq and is a predicted model, not a curated record. Bases 214 to 1008 code for a protein of 264 amino acids. Lineage: Eukaryota; Metazoa; Chordata; Actinopteri; Pleuronectiformes; Scophthalmidae. Gene Ontology annotation, biological process: cell-matrix adhesion. The transcript is spliced from 2 exons.
UGUCUGGUUGCAUGCUUGUCCUACUUUGAGUGCUGUUGUUUUGUGCAGUGUUUGAACUUUACCCGUCAGCUGAAAGACAGCAAAUAUUCAGUCAUGGUUCCUGGAACCCUCAUGCUCUGUUGUUCAACUUUGGUGCCACCUUGGGGUCGUUUCCUCCACAGUGGGACUUGUGUUACAUUGUGAUACAAUUCAUACAGUAUCUUAAUAACUCAAAUGGUUUUGAUUUGUUCUUUUCAGACUAACACUUUCCAGUGUAUUCUGGCCACUGACGGAGCACGCUCCUUUGCUCUCCUGCGAUAUGGGGAGAUGCGCUGGGGUCCUGGCCAGAGGCAAUAUCACAAUGCUGUCAUCGGCUACACAAAUGGAAAGUCCUCUGUCAGGGAGCCCACUGUCCCCCCGGAAAACCUCUUUGGACCUGGAGGCAGAUACAGGCCCCAGCAGGUGAAAGGGACCCUAGGAAUGUUGGGUCAGCUGGUGUAUGAUUUGUCAGAACCAGCAGGGUCAGACACGGAUCCCCAAAUCAUGUGCCAGGUUUGGGCAAUGAAGGAGCCUGACCCUGCUGAGUGGACAGAGGAGCUGUCUUCAUGUCCCUGCACUCGCAUCCAGGCUCUGGAGGACAUGUCGUUCCUGCAAGAUACCACUGAUCCGAGCUCAAGGGUGAAGAAGCUAAGGGAUCAGCGGUGGGGGGGUGCAGCGGGGCACAUCUUUAAGUCAGUCCUGUCCAACAGACAUGGUUCUGGGAAAAGGUGCAUGUAUGAACCAGAAGGUCCCCUGCUGGCUGGGUACAACGAGCGCUACUUCUUCGGACACAGCUUACAGAACCAUAUCGAUGAAGAUCUCCUGCCGUUCCAGUGGUGUUGCAUUGAGUCUCCUCUGUGUCACCUGUACCUCGACAAGAGACCACUGGACCGUUGCCAAGGUUACAGCUGGGCCAGCCCUGACGGCUUCACCCCAGACAUGAGGUCAACACAGGGAGUAGGUGAGGGAUUUUCACCAAUAACUACAUAG